Messenger RNA from Hyaloscypha bicolor E, 783 nucleotides. RefSeq names its product carbohydrate esterase family 1 protein. The transcript has 2 exons. Lineage: Eukaryota; Fungi; Ascomycota; Leotiomycetes; Helotiales; Hyaloscyphaceae. Gene Ontology annotation, molecular function: hydrolase activity. Bases 1 to 783 code for a protein of 260 amino acids. The record is from RefSeq and is a predicted model, not a curated record. Gene Ontology annotation, cellular component: extracellular region.
AUGUAUGUUUAUAUCCCAACCACGCAGCUCAAACCCGCACCUAUUAUUUUGGCUAUCCACUACUGCAGCGGAACCGCCCAAAGGUACUUCGCUGGGAGCAACUAUGCAAGUCUUGCAGACACACACGGCUUCAUCGUCAUCUACCCAAACUCGCCUUCAUCUGGAGGCUGCUGGGAUGUCGCAUCGACUGCCUCCCUGACCCACGGCGGGGGCGGCGACAGCCAAACCAUCAUCAACAUGGUCGAUUACGCAGUCAAGAACUAUGGAGGAGACGCAGCCAGAGUCUAUGCUACUGGAUCCAGCUCGGGAGCCAUGAUGACCAACGUGCUUGCAGGCGCCUACCCAGACGUCAUCAAGGCCGGUUCAGUCUACUCCGGUGUUCCUGACGGAUGUUUCUUCGUCCCGGGUGCCACGGCCGGCAUGGCUACUCCUGGAUGGAACGGCGCAUGUUCCAGUGGAACCAACAUCAAGACUGCCCAGGCGUGGGGCGAUCUCGUCCGAAGCUACUACCCUGGCUUCAAAGGCAUGUAUCCUAAGAUGCAAAUCUUCCACGGCACAGCAGACACCACCCUCGACUACCCCAAUCUCGCCGAGCAGCUGAAGGAGUGGUCCAACGUCCUCGGCCUCACUUUCACCAAGAACGUCACCAACACCCCACAGCCAGCUUACACACAAAUCGUCUAUGGCGAUGGAUCCAAAUUGGUGGGGUACUCGGCCCAGGGAGUUGGGCAUACGGUUCCGAUUCAUGAGUCGAUGGAUCUUGCUUGGUUCGGAAUUGCAUAA